Molecule: messenger RNA, 2181 nt
Organism: Plenodomus lingam JN3
Lineage: Eukaryota; Fungi; Ascomycota; Dothideomycetes; Pleosporales; Leptosphaeriaceae
Biological process (GO): carbohydrate metabolic process
Source: RefSeq, a predicted model, not a curated record
AUGAGGAUACUCGCAACAGCAGCAUUUGGCGGUCUGCUCAGCACAUUUCAUGCUUCGGCUCACCCCCAAAGCUCGCCGUCAUCAGCCACUUCGUUCUCUAGAGCCUCAUGUCCUGACGAGGCGGUGAGGUUGUAUCUCGCGGAUCCACCAUACGACAAUUACUUCUACUCAGAUUGCCACUCCAGCUCCCAUGUUGUCGUAACCACCCCUCGUCCAGGCAGUAAUCUUGAGAGAAUCCAACCUCGUCUGCUCAUCGCCUGGCCUGCAGGUAACAGCGGUGCCCUUGCACUCUUCGUUCCGGAGAGUGGCAUCAAAGGCUCUCUCGCUAUACGACUUGAAAACUCAACGACCAGUGGCAAGAUCUUGAAUCCUAUCACGGAAUCAGAUCGCGUCGGUAUCUCAGGUUCCAUCAACUUCAAUAUUACCGCCAGACUAAUUGUACCUAUCCUGGGCAGCAUCCGUGCCAUCCGCGAUUUCACUGAGGGAGCCGGCGUGAGCCAAGACUUCCAAAAGAGCUUUGGGUUUUCCUUGAAUGCCGAUGGAGGUGCAACUGUUAAUCGAACGUGGUUUGACAACGUAACGACUACAUGGCUUACAUUCACGCCUAUGAAUGGCGCAGACACCGUUGUUCUGAAUCGUGAAGCAGCUUGGACACUGACAUUCGGAGCUGGGACCUAUCGUUUUGAUGCUUCCUUCAACUAUCCGCAGCUCGAACAACUGAGCCCGCAACAAGUGCUGAAUGCCGCUUCUGCAAAUUUGAUUGGCGAAAACGUAGACCAGACUACUUCCUUGUCGUUCCUCUCAUACUCGGACAAGCUCCUCGCAGGAACAUGGCGCUUCCUGACGUAUUUUGGACGUGAUAGUAUGAUCAGUAUGCUCCUUAUGCAGUCCAUUUUGAGUGAAGCAGCUAUUGAGGCCGUUAUCGGUGCGGUGUUGGAGCGAGUGAACCGUACUGACGGGACCGUGUGCCACGAGGAAGUCUUGGGCGACUACGCCACCUACCUCAACGCGAAGGAGAACGUUGUUUCCUCUGCCCCAAGAUGCGAUUACAAGAUGAUCGACACCGACUUUUUCCUCCCAAUUGCCAUGCAAAGCUACUUUCUAGACACCGAGCCCGGCAGAAACCGCGCUUCUGGGUUCUUUGACACUGCUGCUACCUUCCUGGCCCAGAAUAACGGAUUAACGUACGCCAGCCUUGCUCAGCUGACUGCAGAGAAAAUUAUGCGGAUCUCAGCGCCUUUUGCAGAGAAUCAGGUGCAAGAGAAUUUGAUCCGUCUCAAAGCAGACGAGCCGGUUGGUGAAUGGCGGGACUCGAACGAUGGUCUUGGUGGCGGCAGGAUACCGUAUAAUGUGAAUACUGCUCUCGUGCCAGCCGGUCUACGUGCAAUUGCUGCAUUAAGUCGAGCAGGAUACUUUCCGGAGCACUCGAAUUGGGGCGAGGUUGCUGAUCGUUAUGCGCAAAUUUGGGAAGACAAUUCCCUCGCCUUCUUCCAAGUCACUGUUCCCCGCGAUACGGCCACCUCACUCGUCUCAGCCUACGCAGCCAGCAUCUCAGUGCCUGCUCACACGGUAAAUAUCACAUCCGACAUAACCUACUACGGCCUCGCCCGUGACAGUGCCAUCCUCCCAUCCUCCCCCGUAGUCCCUGUAAUGAACACGGAUGACUGUUUCCGCCACUUCUUCCUCAACACUACAGAUCAGACCCAACUCAGUACAUAUCUCUCCCAAACAGCAGAUCACAUCCUAAACCCUUUCCCAGUGGGGCUGAGCAGCCAAAUUGGCCUUUUUGUCGCAAACCCCGCGUAUGUAGGAAACUCUGAUUUUGAACGGAGGUUUGACAAAAGUGAAUAUCAUGGGACAGUGGUGUGGAGUUGGCAAUUAGCCAUGAUGGCAGCAGGAUUGGGGAGGCAGAUUGGGCGGUGUAUGCAUAACAACGAUCAGCCUGACUUCUGCAUCGACACGGACCUAUACAACAAGAUACUCGCAGCGUACAACUACCUCUGGGACAUUAUUGACAUGAAUCGUGCACAGCUUAGUCUGGAGGUGUGGAGCUGGGAGUAUAAUGACGAAUACCAGGUUGAGCCGUUGGGUGCACUGACGGCGACAGAGAGUAAUGUGCGGCAGCUGUGGAGCCUUACGUUUCUGGCAGUACAUCGGGAGUCCUUUCCACUUCACUCGUGA